UAUCACAAAUACUCCAAAAUAUAGAAAUUUCUAGUAAAUUUCCUUCGAUCCUCAACCAAAAACAAAAAUAUAGCAAAUCUUAGUGUACAUGAGAUGUAAAAAAUCCAAGAAAAUGGUUCCAAUUUUCUUGUUUUUACACUAAGAUACUCUAUGCAUCUUCUCAUGAAAAUUCAAGAAAAAAGGUACCAUUUUUUUUUCAUAGUUUCUUGAAAAUCUUGAAGUAUUGUAGAAUCCAAGAAAAGGGUCAUAAGAUUCUUGAAAAUUUUAAGGUAUUAUUGUUACCUUAAAAGGUGUUGGUUGUGUUUAUGUUCUUCCUUGUUGUUUGAUUUGAUGGCUUUUUUUAAUAGAAAGAUGUUAGAAGAACAUAUAUUUGAUGUACCAAAAAGUGUUAAAUGUUUGAGUUGUACAUCAUAUGUUUGUACAAAUGAUUGUGGUGAUCAUUAUGAUACAUAUGUUCCAAGUGAUGGUCCAUUUUUUCCUCCACCUCCUCCUCCUUAUGUGACAAGUGAAAAAUACCAUAUGCCCUUUUAUUUUAUCAUAAUGCUUUGUGUAUUUGGGGCUUUUUUUAUGUUCAUAUGUUAUAUGAUUAUACUUAGGAGGAGUAGGUCAAAUUCAAGGCCAAAUAAUGUUUCACAAUUUGAUGAAACUAGAGAGGAUUUUGUUAUAGAUGAGAAUUUGGGCCCAAUGUUGGAUCAUCCGAUUUGGUAUAUUCGCACUGUGGGACUUGGACAAGAUGUUAUUGAUUCGAUUACUGUGUUUAAGUAUAAAAAAGAUGAGUUUUUGAUUGAUGGGAGUGAUUGUUCUGUUUGUUUGACUGAAUUUGAGGAGGAUGAGAGUUUAAGGUUGUUGCCUAAAUGUAGUCAUGCUUUUCAUAUUCCUUGUAUUGAUACUUGGUUAAGGUCACACAAGAAUUGCCCCUUGUGUCGUGCUCCUAUCGUCUCCGAUAAUGAUACUUCUCCUCGAAUGGAUCGUGUUGUGGAAGUUGUAAGUGUAGGUGAUGAUGGCUCUAGUACGAAUGAUGUUGAUCUUGAAUUGGAUGAAGAGGGGAGUAAUCAAGAAAUGAGGUGUGGAGUAGUUGAAAAUAUUGAUGAGGAGGAGGAAGGGAGAUCAACGAUGGACUUAUCGAUGAAAAUUCCACGAGUUAAUGUUGAUGGAAGGAGGAAAGGGGGUCGUGCUUUUAGCGAUUUGGUUGAUCAACAUAGAGUAGUGAAGGAGAUCAACGAUGAACUACAACCUGCACGAAGAUCGGUCUCAAUGGAUUCCUCUGUUGCUCAAGUGAUUCACCUCGCGAUGAUUAAUGAGAUGAAUUCGAAGAAAGUUGAUCAAGGGUGUUCGAGUUCAAAGAGAGGAGAUAGAAAUUCGAGUUUGUAUAAAGCAAUGAAGAGUUCUUCCUUUGGACGUUCAUUGCAAAAAGUUCCUAUAAUUAGUAUGAAAAGGUCUUUUUCUACUAGUGGAAAGUGGUCAUUGCCUACAACUAGCAAGAUUCAAGAUCCAAGACAAACAAUGUAACAACACUUCACUUUACUUCUUGAAUUCUUCAAGUUGGGUUCAAGAUUUACAUAUAUAUAUAUAUGAAAAUAUAAAGUGUAAAAGUUGUGUUCUACAUAAAGGACUUGGAAACAAAUGAAUUUACAUAUUUCCUCUUCUUGAAGAGAUAUUUGACUUUAUUAGGUUAAUAAUACAGCAAGAGACGGAGCAAGUUUAUUUCGCUCGAUGUUUACACUAAUCCAAUGAAACGUAUCUUGCAAUGAGAUUGUCAAUUUGCGCGGAA
Molecule: messenger RNA, 1771 nt
Organism: Solanum pennellii
Lineage: Eukaryota; Viridiplantae; Streptophyta; Magnoliopsida; Solanales; Solanaceae
Product: RING-H2 finger protein ATL54-like
Exons: 1
Coding region: 331-1509 (392 amino acids)
Biological process (GO): protein ubiquitination
Molecular function (GO): transferase activity
Source: RefSeq, a predicted model, not a curated record